AGUCUAGCCCGUGCGCGCAGCGGCGUGCCCGCGGGCCAUGCAUGCGAGGAGGGACUUUACACUGGCGCUGUCGCGGGACCAUCCGUGGAAUGUGAAGGGACCGGUUAGCCCUUGCCGCCCCAGAGAGCGCUGGCUAGCGAGCGCUGAAGGAAGGCUGCACGCGCGUGUCAAUCAGUAGCAAGCACCUCCGCAUUUUUUUCGCCGUCGUUGAUCAGUAGACGCGACAGAUCGGCGGCGGAGCGUACGUGUGAUAGUAGUAGUCGACGACAGCCGUAUUUUUACCUCCGAUCGUCUGCUUGACCGUCGGUUUUAACCGCCUGUUUGCCCAUCUGCUUGCCGACACACGCAGCAGACGUGGCUUAGGCGCUCGCGCGUUUCUGAGACCGGACAGACUCGAACCGCGAUCGCAGCGGCGCCAGCGAGGACGCCGACGUUGACUAUAUCUAUGCAUGUCCACGGCGCUCUCUCGCUCGCGUGUGUAUAUGUGCGUGUGAUACGUACCUGCGCAUGAGUGUAGGACGGGGACGGCAACGGGAACGGCUCUAGAAGCGAACUCUAGUCGCUGUUAUUAUUCGUGUUAUAAACGGUGGUUGUGACGACGCGUCUGCUCGGUGUGAUCACGUGCUACAGGCAGACGACGCACGCACGCACGCAGCAGCAGCCUCUACGCAACACGAUACCUACGCACAGCAGCCGCGUGCGUACAUAGCGGGCUCCUCGCAUCUCAUACGGAAUAGGUGAUACGGACCAGCAGGCGAACGUACGCACGCAAGAACGCACAGCACGCACACACAAACGCAAGAGACAGGUGCAUGCGCCCUCGGCUGCGUCGUCUGCGCCGGUGAUGAAGUGAAGUUGUCGUCGUGACGAUGCCGAUCAUGUGUUUCUCACAGUCGAUGGCUGCGGCGGCGCUGCGCGUGCUGUUGGUACUGAUGCUGCUGCUGCUGCACGAGGUGGCGGCGGCCCAGACGUACGGACCGGGAGCAAUAGCUGGAGUCUUCUUCGGUACAUUUCUAGGAACGCUGGCGCUGUGUGCAGCCGCGUUCGCGAUAUGGUUCUACGCUACUAACGGAAGAUGUCCGUUCACGAAAGGCCCCGGCAAGCGAGAGAAGUCCGCGGACGUGGAGGAGGGUAAAAACGACGUCGUAGGCAAGCAUGGCCACGACAACCCGAACUUUCACGACGACGUCGACAUCGUACGAACCGCCCACGGGGACGGUAAACAACUUCCCGCAAAAUCAGAGAAAAGCAAGAAGGAUAAAGAUGGGAAGGUGAAGGAGAAGGGUAAGGGCGAGCGAAAGGGACUCGGCCCGUUUAAGAUAGGAACUGGUAGAAAGCAGCAAGCUGUCGACGAUAUCUCUCUCAACUACCUGCCACCAGAAGUCGUCCACGUUCCAUUGAAGAGCCACGACAUCGUGGGUCUUGGUAUAAACAUUCAGGGAAACAUGACCGAUGGAAUAUUCAUAUCGAACGUUCUCAGCCGCGGUCCAGCCAGCGAGUCUGGCAAGGUGCAGAAAGGUGAUCGCAUCCUCAGCGUGCGCGUCUCCUUCCGUAACGUCACCUACGAGGACGCGUUGACAAUCCUCAGCUACGGCUCACCCUACGACGUCGAACUCGAGCUGGAGAAAGCGCGCGCCGGUCCGAAACCGUCCCCGCCGACGCGCGCCGGCAGCACGCGCGGUGGCGACGACAGCGGGUUGUGCAGUCACCCGAUGUACCGCAGCCGCUCGACGAACGACCUUGACGAGGUCGACCGCGGCGAGGCGGUGGCGCGUCGGUUGCGCAGCAGCGGCAUCAUGACGCGUCGGCCCGCGGCGACGACGACGGCGACGGGUACGACGUCGGUCGCCGAGCAGUAUGUUCAGAGCUCGGCGUCGACGCGGUCGCUCAACGAGAGGUUUCUCGUGCAGGCGGCCGCCGAGGGAGAGAACGGAAAGGCGGGGAAGAUUAGCGUGAGGGACAUCGCCAUUGCUAAGCCGAAACGCGCGCCACCGCGGGUGAUGGCGGCGGGAGGGGCUCCUGAGGUAGCGCACGAUCCGACGACUGCUACGCGAAAAGAGGAGGAGAUGGUGGUGAGAGAUGACUACGGGGUGGAUGGCGCGGUGAGGCGCGAGGAUGAGAAGGAGGAGAAGACAUCGAAGAAAGAGGAGAAGGAGAAGGAGAAGACGUCGAAAGGAAAGGAGAAGAAGGACAAGAAGAAAGACAAGGAAGCGAAAAUUAUCAUAGCCGGCGGCGGUGGAGAAUCGGAGAAGAAGGAUGAGAAGGAAGACGAAAAGAAAUCGACGUCUUCUUCCUCUUCCUCGAACUCUUCGUCGUCCUCUUCCUCGUCUUCCGACAUUGACGGCAAAGAGAAGUCGGAGAAGAAGAAGGUGAAGAAGCUGACCAAGCUAAAGAAGGACAAAGUAAAAGGAAAAGACAAGGACAAGAAGAAGGAGAAGAAAGAGAAGAGCAAGGAUAAGAAAGUGAAAUCAAACGAAGUAGAGAAUGACGCCACGCGCUACAAGGAAGUCGAGAUAGCGAUUAACGAGAGAGGCAUAGACAUCGGCGAGCAGAAGACAGAACGACUGAUAUCCACCGAGAGUGAGAUCUCCACCAUCACCACCACGACGACGACGACAAGAACAGAGGUCGACCAUCAACAGCAGGCAACGCCCGACUUACUGAAGGAGGUGAGGACCGACGUCGCAACGGAGCCGACGACGAAGACGAGGAAGAUGGCGCCACCGAAACCGUCGCCGCGUCGCAAGAGCCAGGAGCUGAAGCCGGGCGACGUCGGCCACCAGCCGCCGCCCCUCCCCGCAUCCCCACCCCCGGAUAAACACCCUGUGUCUAUAUCUCGCUCUCUCUCCCAGGUGUCGCCCGUAGCUACGAGCGUGCACUACAUGCAGACGACGGCCGACGGGCGCGUGCAUGAGGUGGCGCCAUCCGGCGGAGCUAACACGAUUACCAUCUCCACGGGCAAGCCCGUCGUCCACGAAGAUGUCACCUUCACGGUCACGACCAACAAGCCGACGUCGACGCCCGUGACGUCGGCGACGGUCACCUCCAGCUCUCAGGUGAAGCGCAGCAGCAUUGACGUACAGCAGGUGUACACGGAGACGGCGCACCUUUACUGA
This is a messenger RNA of Priapulus caudatus, 3116 nucleotides long. Its product is annotated as muscle M-line assembly protein unc-89-like. Bases 870 to 3116 code for a protein of 748 amino acids. Gene Ontology annotation, cellular component: cytoplasm; nucleus. The transcript has 7 exons. The record is from RefSeq and is a predicted model, not a curated record. Gene Ontology annotation, molecular function: protein binding. Gene Ontology annotation, biological process: regulation of RNA splicing. NCBI's taxonomy places the organism in Eukaryota, Metazoa, Priapulida, Priapulimorpha, Priapulimorphida, Priapulidae.